UCCGCGCUCUCGUGCACGCAGGGAGCGUGCUCAAGUGCCAGUGGUUUCCGUUUUGUUUCCUGAUUAUUGCUAGUGCUCGGCGAGGCGGGGGUUUUCUGCGCAGCGCUCUGGAGAAACGUGGAAUUUGGCUGUACGGCGCAUUGAACCUUCAGCCCGGGGAACGGUGACAGCUUUUCAUACAUCUGCUAACCUUGUAAUCAAGAGCGGCCUGCUGUGUAGCAAUGGAAGCUGAACAGAAUCAGGAAGUUCCAGACGCUGUUGCUGAGACACAGGAAGUGGCAGUGCAGCAAGAGGAGAAACCGGACCCUAAGUCUGAAGAGGAGGCUCAGGCUCCUCCAGAAGCAGCCCCUGAACAGAAGAAGACCCCAGAGAUGGAGCAUUCUGCUGGGGAAUUGCCAGAAAAGGAGACAGCAACAGAAUCCGAAGCACCUCCUGCCAAACUGUCUGAACCCGAGGUAACUCCGGCAAAAUCUCCUGAGGAAGCCCCAGCUGCCGAGUCUUCGGAGAAACCCCCUCAGCCGGAACAGCCGAAGAAAUCCGAGGAGCCACAGGUUCAAGUGAAUUCUGAACCCGAGAAGCAGGAGGAAGAAGCUGUGAAAGAGGUGGAGCCUAAGAAAGAGGAGCCUGUCAAAGAGGUGGAGUCCACCAAAGAUGCAGAGUCCAAACCCACUGCUGUGAAUGAAGCCAAGACACAAGAAUCUGACAAAGGUGAGGAGGCUAAAACAGAAGGAGGAGAGGAGAAGGUACAACAACCGGAGGCUGAUGGGGUUCAAGCUGAGCUUCCAAAAGAGGCUGAGACCCAGCAGAAAGAGCCAGAGCUACCUUUCUUCUUUGGCUGGUUCCUGCUUCCAGAGGAAGAGGAGCGAAUUAAGUGUGCAACCAUGGACUUUCUCAAGACUCUGGACACUUUGGAGGCCUUCAAAGAGCACAUCAGUGAAUUUACUGGUGAGGCAGAGAAAGAGGUGGAUCUUGAGCAGUACUUCCAGAAUGCACUGCCCCUCCACUGCACCACAAAGUUCUGUGACUAUGGCAAAGCAGAGGGGGCAAAAGAGUAUGCAGAGCUGCAGGUGGUCAAGGAAUCGCUUAGUAAGUCUGAUGAGCUUUCAGUCACCGCUCUCAUAGUGACCCCUCGUACGUUUGGGGCCCGUGUGGAAUUGACAGAAACCCAGAUGAAGCUGUGGCCCGAGGGAGCGGACAAGGAAGGCGUUUCUCCGGCCCUCUUGCCCAGCAUCGAGUCUCUCCCGGCGGGUAGCCGCGCCCACGUCACAUUAGGCUGCUCGGCAGGCGUGGAGUCGGUUCAGACCGGUUUGGAUCUGCUGGAGAUCCUGGCUCUGCAGAAGGAGGGCAAAGAGGGCACCCAGGUCGAGAUGGAGUUGGGUACUUUGUCCUACCUGAGCGAGGGCCGUUGGUUCCUUGCCCUGAGGGAACCGAUCACCGCAGACACCACCUUCUCUAGCUUCUCCGACGACAAGCCUACUAAUGACCAGGGCAAAAAGGAUGGAGAGAAGAAAAAGAAAAAGUGUACCAUCCUGUGAGUGGAAAGCAAGCAAGGAAGAGAAGAGAGGGGGGAAGAAGACAUUUUUUCCUAAGGGCUCCGGCCCUCGGUUGGCUGAGGAUGAUGUUGUGUUUUUGCAUGUGUGUAGGUGGAUUGAGUGUAUGUUUCGCAGCUUUAGUGUGCGCACAGGGAUGGCUUGGGAUGAAUUGGCAGGCAGUGUGUGACCAGACGCUCCAAAGCGGCCUGCUGGCUCCCAGCUUUCUCUUAGCUGGUGCCUUUUUUCCUUUUGCCUGGCAACACAAGCUCAGAGGCCUUAGUAUCUGCCUUAAGGUCAUGGUUCACUUUGCUGGAAAGUUCACUUUGCGUUAGGAGCUAGUUCACACGUCUGUUUGGCCGCCACAACAUCCCUGUUCCCUUUACACAGGUACAUUCACGAUCAGUCUUCCUUACACGUGACAUUCAUGUAGAACACUUAGGUUUAGCACAACUUUGCUGGUUUGAUUAACUGAUUUGUACUCUGUCCGAGCUCAGUCCUUGUUGAUUAGUCCAGAUACAUGGUUCGAACUGCCUUUAAAUGCAGUUUGAGGCUAGUUUUGCUGUAUUUUAGAAGAAGUUUACAUCUAGAUCUUCUAUUUCAUGAACUAAAUAGCAUUUUGAUCUUUCAACACAGGAAGUUUUGGUAUAGAGUAUAAAUCUGUUAGUUUAGUAUGUGAUUCUUUGGUGUCCCUCUCUUUCUUCAGCUUUUGUGGAGCUGAUAAUUUCCAAGAAUUCAUUCUGCACCGUUGUUAUAAUCUGUGUGUGUGUUUUUGUUUGCGCGCAUGCCUUUUGCAAAAAAACAAAACGAAACAAAACGCAUUAUUCUUCCUUUCAAUCACGUAAUAUUUACCAAGGUUUUUCUUUUUAUCAAAUAAGACUACAUACUCUGUGACGUUUUUAUGCUAAAGUGUGUAUGUGUAUGUCUGUGUGAAAUAGAACAUUCUCUCCUAAACCAUCAGAGAUCCCUUUUGAAUUUGCAGCCCAUCACAUCGGAUAAGACAUGCCUGUGCUUCUCUUCAUUAUAUCUGUAUGAUCAGCUCUUUCAUAAAACCAGUAUAUCCACAUGUGAUAGUAAAUUUACUUACUCUCUCUCUAUCUCUCUCUCAUAUCAGUUUUGAAAAAAAUGUGCACUCUAAAUACUGUGACGAGCAUCUAUCUGGUGCCUUCCUCUUCUGUAGGUUUCUAGAUGGCUGAAGCCAUGCUUCUCGUAGGUCUCUGACAUCAAGGCACUAAAUUUUUGCACUUACCUUGUUUUUCAUUUGUUUUUGUACACUUAAUAAAGAAUGUGCUUGGCUCUGACAA
Megalobrama amblycephala (Wuchang bream) is the source of this 2833-nucleotide messenger RNA. It is a transcript of the gene cnp, whose product is annotated as 2',3'-cyclic nucleotide 3' phosphodiesterase. Gene Ontology annotation, cellular component: cytoplasm; membrane. Gene Ontology annotation, molecular function: 2',3'-cyclic-nucleotide 3'-phosphodiesterase activity. Bases 222 to 1535 code for a protein of 437 amino acids. Gene Ontology annotation, biological process: cyclic nucleotide catabolic process. The transcript is spliced from 4 exons. The record is from RefSeq and is a predicted model, not a curated record. NCBI's taxonomy places the organism in Eukaryota, Metazoa, Chordata, Actinopteri, Cypriniformes, Xenocyprididae.